AUGGCACAAAACGAGCUUGGCAGCCACAGCCCGCAGCUGAAUCACACAAACUACAACACCCCCACAAACGCCGCGCCCUCCAUGUCCUCCGAAGACGACAUGUUGGCCGACGUCGAUGAGCCUCCCGACUUACAACGCACUCCUCGACCUUCUGCCCUCAAGCUUCAUGACUCCUUCAAAGGUUCGUUCGAGAAGCACGCCCCGCUGUAUCGACGUCAAACGUCCUUGCUGUCGACUGCGCUACACUCGAACGAGACCUCGCCCAUCGAGGAACACUCCGACGACGUGCCCCGCGGAAUGUCGUGUACGUCAACCUGGAGCAACAACAGCAUCUCUACUGCCGAGCUGACGAGCGACGGCGGCAUCACAAGCCCUGGCACGCGUACGAGCACGCCGAGCCCACCACUACCCCCCGUCUCAUCCCACAACAUGCUGCCAAUCUCUACCAAGCCGCUGGAACAGUCCGUGUCUAUCAUGCGAUAUGAUGGAGAAAACACCAUUCCCGUAUUGAAAGACGCACCCGUUCCCAUUCCUUCAGAGCACAAGGUGGAGGCCGGUCUUGGCCGGAAACGCUGCAUCACCUUUGCAUGCGGUGGAAAGAAAGAGACGAAGCCUGAGCCCGAGGCCGCAAAGACAGUCCCUGAGCCCAGACAGAACGAAGAGCCGCCCAAGCGAGCCUGCACUAUCAAGUUCGCGUGCCCCACAAAGAUUUCCACAGAUGCACCGACUAAGCCGCGUACCACCCGCGUUGCUAGCCCAGCACCUCCCCCACGACAGCGCAACAGCUCCAAGCCGUCGCCCAAAGCUCACCGUGGAUCCGAUUCGACGAUCCGUAACCCCUCGCCUGUAUCUCUUCGUAGACCUCGCAUGUCUGAUCGCACUCGACGCCUCAGCAGCAACUCCGACCUAGCACGGACUGAAGCGUUCCGCUUCCACGAAUUUGCCAGCUCAGAAGAAGAGGUGGAGGAAUGGACCCAGGAAUCUACCUGUCAUCGACGACCUCUUACCAUCAAGGACACGCUCAUCAUUGAGAACAAUCUUCGUCAGCUCGGCGAAGAAGCGGAAGAGGAGGCUUUGGAUGAUGAAGAAGAGGAUGAUGUUCUCGAGGACGACGAGGACGAUGAUGAGCUUGACGAGGAUGACGAGGAUGUAGUCGAGAAAGAUGUAGGCGAUGAAGAAGAGGACGAGGAUAGUGAUGCAGCCGAAAUUUCGUCAGAUGAGGGCUUCCAAACUGACAACGAGGAGGGCUUCGCUGUGUCAGACUCCGACAGCGAUGCAGGCUCUGACUACAACUGGUGGACCCCUGGACGUUCGACCGCGGCAACCUCCAUCGAGCAACUGGACCAUAUCCGCCCUUCUGCUAGUCGUCGAAGCAUUUCCGAGUCUUCAGUUGGUUCUGUAGAAAGCGAACAGCGUUUCAUACCAGAGAUCAAGGUCAAACGACGAAAGUCUCGACCCGUCAACAUUCGGGUUCCCAGUCCAGAACUUCCGGACAGCACGGACUUUGUAUGUGGGACCCUCGAUGAGGACCGCCCUCUUGAGCAGGCUUACAUGUCAGCACUGGAACGUAGGCGUCAAGCAAAACACAAGAAGACGCCUCAAGAUGUGGAUCCCACCUUCCCGACCUCGGAUCCGGAGAUGGAUGAGGAAGACGAGGACUCCGAACCUGAUCACCUUGCAUCUGAAAGCGACCAUUUUAUGCUCCACGGUCAGAUGGAUGCCUUGAAUGGUGACAUUCGUGGCCGCCGCAAGCCCCUCCCAACGAAACGUUCGCCAGCCCAGUCGCCUAAACGUCUCCGGUCACCUGCACCCAUCAAACGCGCGGUCCAUCGAUCCCCGCCUCCCAAACUGUUCGGCCAGUCUCCAAAGCGGAUGCGCUCCCCUGCGCCGACUCGUCUGAGAUCGCCACCUCCCACACGAAGGGGAUCGUCUUACCUCGUCGAGCCCAACAAGCGCACGACUUUUUCGAUCCAAUUCGCGGGCUUAGCAGAACGUCCAGUCCCAAUGAUGACGUCGUCAUUACCAAGAACUCCGGUUACUCAGAACCCACCAGAGAUCGAUUACGAUGACGAGGAUACCCCCAACGAGUUCCCCGUUCGUCGGGCCAUUGACAUCAAGGUCGGCUUGGAGAAGAAGCGUCAGCGGCGCAAAGAGCAGCUUUACAAAAAGAUGCAAAAGCAGAAACAAUGCAACAAAGAAAAGCGUCCCGCGCCCGGAAAGGGCUGCGAGCGGAUGCGCGAAGUUGGCUUGGGAUUGGCCGCGCACAAGGGCAAGGCCGCCGCUGCUGGCUUCGCCUUCGAUGUGCCGCACACGCCCGACCAAAAAGACAUGCAUGUCUUGUCCGUCUAG
Didymosphaeria variabile is the source of this 2349-nucleotide messenger RNA. RefSeq lists its product as uncharacterized. The transcript has a single exon. NCBI's taxonomy places the organism in Eukaryota, Fungi, Ascomycota, Dothideomycetes, Pleosporales, Didymosphaeriaceae. Bases 1 to 2349 code for a protein of 782 amino acids. The record is from RefSeq and is a predicted model, not a curated record.